AAAGUUUUUGAAGUAAACCAGCACCAACAACCUUGUAUAAGUAAAUAAGGAAUAUCUAAGAUGUCAGAUUCAAGCAGAGAGAUGAAGGACGCGAAGUCUCUUCAAAUGCCUCAAGACACACCUUCUGCUGGCUUCAAUUUAAGCAAAAGUACUUUGGAAAAGGCCAGAGAAGAUUUGGCUGCUAAGAAAGAAGAUUCUGUCCAAAACCAGGUUCAAGGUUUAAUCUCCAAUAAUCCGGCCAUGCUCUCCAUGAUUCAGGGACGUUUGAGCACCUUGGUAGGCAAAUCAUCUGGAUACGUUGAAAGUCUACCGGCGAAUGUUCAUGCUCGAAUUUAUGCAUUAAAGGGAUUACAGAAUGAUAGCGAAAGCAUUCAAGUAGAGUAUCGUGAAAAAAUGCUGGAAUUGGAAAGGAAGUAUGAAAAAAUGUAUGACCCCUUAUUUUCGAGACGUGCUGAAAUCGUUCAAGGUAUCUCAGAACCCAAGCCCGAAGAGCUCGACGAAGAAUUUGAGGUUUUUGAAAACAAUGGUCAAGACCUAACAGGUAUCCCAGACUUUUGGCUCACUUGUUUGCAAAACGUUUAUCUCGUAGCCGAAAUGAUUAGUAGCCGUGAUGUAGCUGCUUUGGAAUCCCUUAAAGAUGUUCGCUUCUCGAAUUUAUCUGAAGGUCAAAAAGGUUAUCGAUUGGAGUUUGAAUUUGCACCCAAUGACUAUUUUUCCAACAAGGUGUUGACGAAGACUUACUAUUACAAGCAAGAAUUAAGUCCUACUGGUGAAUUUUUAUAUGAUCGUGCAGAAGGCGAUGAAAUCGAGUGGAAGAAACCUGAUUGCAAUUUAACUGUCGAGGUUGAAACAAAGAAACAACGCAACAAGCGAACCAAACAAACCCGGUUAGUCCGUAGCACAGUUCCUGCCGAUAGUUUCUUUAACUUUUUUGCCCCACCUCAGGUUAAUGAAGAGGAAUCUGACUCUGAAGAUGGAUUUGAGGACAAGACUGAAUUGAUGGAAUUAGAUUAUCAGCUAGGUGAAAUCUUUAAAGACCAAAUUAUUCCCCUUGCAGUUGAAUGCUUUUUAGGAAAUGUUGAGGACAAUGAAGAUGAAGAUGAAUUCAGUGACGAGGACGGUCAAGCAUUGGAUGAGUCCUCUGACGAAGACGCAGUUUUGAGCAGUGAACUCAGUGAUUAAAGUGAUUGAUGCGAUUCUAGUUUCGAAUUGUAUAUCAUUGGAUGCAAAAGAAGCUUUGAAAAGCUCGGCAAGUAACGAAGUUUUAGUAGUGUUUGAUUACUUCGUUGUUCCAUAUGGGUGGAUUUCGAGUCUAUGCGAUAUCUCUCGUUACUGAUUCAUUGAAAGAAGGAUUUCCUUAUAAUACCCAUGGAAGCUUUUCCGUAAAUCAUUUCAGCUUGGUACGUAUAUGGGUUGGAUAUAUGAAAACCGUCCUCGUUUGUAAUUCUCUUAAUAUUUUUUCGGUUUUGUGAUGCUAUCAAGUUCGAUAAAUGCUGGUUUAAACAUAUAAUGUAUCUAACGCAUUGGAAUUUUAUCUCUUUAUGUGUAUAUAAUAGUGAUGACAAUGCAAAUUUUUGUUUGGAUGGAGUUGGCGAUUUGUUUUCGUUGUCUGGUUGAAACUAUGUGGAAUUGUCUAUAUUCGUCUCUAUUAUUUGGUCAUAUAUAACUAUUCUCGGUUCUACGCAAUCUGUUGCUGUUGAGUUAUCUUUCGAGAAAUUUUAGAAAGUUUCAUCUAAUAAACAUUAGCAUAUACGAAAGACAUGCGUCUUUUAGCAUCAGUUAAGAAAUAAAUGGAAAAAUCAAACAGAUAUAUGUAACAAAGUUAAAAAAAAGGAACAAUCUAGUUUGUAAGUUGAUCGUA
Messenger RNA from Schizosaccharomyces octosporus yFS286, 1861 nucleotides. RefSeq names its product nucleosome assembly protein Nap2. The coding region runs from base 61 to 1182 and encodes 373 amino acids. The record is from RefSeq and is a predicted model, not a curated record. Gene Ontology annotation, cellular component: nucleus; chromatin. Lineage: Eukaryota; Fungi; Ascomycota; Schizosaccharomycetes; Schizosaccharomycetales; Schizosaccharomycetaceae. Gene Ontology annotation, molecular function: histone binding; chromatin binding. The transcript has a single exon. Gene Ontology annotation, biological process: nucleosome assembly.